AUGCCUGGUAUAGAGGGGCUGAUUGCACCCGAGCCAAAGGUCCCAGUGCCGCGUGGCAGCCGCUCAACGGAGAAGCCCUUCCCUUGCAGUGUCUGCGGGAAGAGCUUCAGCCAGCGGCCCAACCUCAUCACCCACCAGCGCAUCCACACCGGUGAGAAACCCUUCCCCUGCACCGAGUGUGGCAAGCGCUUCAACCAGAGAGCCAACCUCAUCACCCACCGACGGAUCCACUCGGGAGAGCGCCCCUUCCCCUGCGCCACCUGCGGGCGCUGUUUUAGCCAGAAGGGCAACCUGGCGGCCCACCAGCGCACCCACGCUGUGCAGGAGGGGCUGAUUGCACCCGAGCCAAAGGUCCCAGUGCCGCGUGGCAGCCGCUCAACGGAGAAGCCCUUCCCUUGCAGUGUCUGCGGGAAGAGCUUCAGCCAGCGGCCCAACCUCAUCACCCACCAGCGCAUCCACACCGGUGAGAAACCCUUCCCCUGCACCGAGUGUGGCAAGCGCUUCAACCAGAGAGCCAACCUCAUCACCCACCGACGGAUCCACUCGGGAGAGCGCCCCUUCCCCUGUGCCACCUGCGGGCGGCGUUUUAGCCAGAAGGGCAACCUGGCGGCCCAUCAGCGCACGCAUUCGCAGCAGAGGCCCCACGCCUGCUCCUGCUGCCCCAAACGCUUCAAGGGGGAGUCAGCUCUACGCGCUCACCAGCGUACCCAUCGGCAGGGGCUGGGCGCCGAUCCCCUGACUAGCACCCUUCUGUCUGCGCCUGCGCUGCAACAAGCCCUCCCGGGGGACCCCGCUUCAGCUGCACAGCGAGCCACUCCGGCCCCCCGUCCGGAUCUUCCCGGAGAUCCCUCUCCCAAUGUUCACCAACCAGCCCCCUCUGGGCAACAUGGGGCCCCUCAUGGGCAGAGUCUUCCUGCAGACCCGCCCCCUGGUCAACACACGGCUGGCCCCUCGACGCACCUUCAAGGAGUGGCCCCUGGCUCGGAGCAGGGGCCGAAGCUAAGCGCUCCACCCACCAUUCUGGAUCCCCAUGUGGAGAUGCUCCAUUGCCAACGCCGGCUGGGCCUCCCAUUGCUGCCCAGUUCCAGCGCUCAUUCGGUUGUGCCCAUGGGGCAACCCCCUCCCAUCACCUCGAAGCCCAAGGGGUUGUCAGCCGCCCCCCGGCCCACCACCACUGUGGAAGCCCCAAGUGAGAUGCUUCACUGCCUCUGCCAUGCUGGCAGGGCCUCUUUGGUCAUUCCGCACACCCCACAUCUGGGGCAGCUCCAACCCGGCAACAGGGACGCCCCGGGCCGCACCUGGCUGGGCCUCCCCUGCCCAACACGCACCCUUCAGCUCCAGCAGGGCGGCCAGACACACCCAGCUGCUCCUAAUCCCAGACUAUGUUCGAUUCCUGAUUCUUUGCGGCUGAUUUCGGGGGCCGUAGGUGGCACAGAUUUUAUCUUGGGAACGGGCAGAGGUGUUGAUGGCGACGUGGUCGAGCGUGCAAAUGAUGUGCCGGUGGCCUUUGGGGACGUGGCAAUCUGCUUCUCGGCCGAGGAAUGGGCAGCGCUGGCCGGAUGGCAGAAGGACCUCUAUCGCGACGUCAUGGCCGAGAACUUCCAGCUGGUCUCCUCGCUGGAAUGUCUGCUGGCCAUCCCUGAACUGCUAUCCCAGCUGGCACGAGGAGAGGUGCCCCAGAUCGAUGCUGGGCCACCCCCAGCGCAGGACGGGGAGUGUCCAGUGGGGCGGGGGGCUCCAGGCAGUCGGCGAGGGGCUUCUGCUCCUCCUCUCCACCCCGUUGCAGGAAGACCCGUGAUGCACAGCCGCAAAUCGCGCGUGAGGCGGCUCCCGGGACGCGCUGCUCCCGAAACGGAACCCGAAACGGGUCCAGAAAGGGGUGGUCCCAUGGACGGGACGGACCAAGAGCCAGUGGCGGGACGGACCCGCCAGAGUUCCCCUCUGGGGGAGGGGCCGUUCCCUUUCCCAGCCUGGGAGGAGAGCUCGGGGGACGAGAACGGGCUGGUCAUUCACAGCCAGGUGGAGGAAGAGGAGCAUAAAUGCGCCAUGUGCAGUGAGAGCUUCAGUCAGCCGCUGGGCCUGCUGCGCCACCAAAAGCAGCAACACGCUGGCGAACGAGCCUUCGUCUGUCCCGAGUGCGGCCGGGGCUUCAGCCUCAAACACAACCUCAUCAUCCACCAGCGCAUCCACACCGGCGAGAAGCCAUUCGGCUGCAGCGUCUGCGGGAAGCGCUUCAGCCUCAAGCAGAACCUGCUCACCCACCAACGGGUUCACGGUGGCCCAGCCCGCCGCCCUUUCGCUUGCCCCGUCUGCGGGAAGCACUUCCGGGAAGAACGGUUGCUCACCGCUCACCAGAAAAGAGACGACUGCGAACAGCAGCAGCAGGGCAACCUGGAAGACCAAACGGGGCCCGUCGAUGAGGAGGGCGAGGAGGAUUUUGUGCGCCGCCGGCUGAGGGUCAAGCAUCAAGAGAAGCCUCCCCAAACCCGGGCCGCCUUUUCCCGUCGGGGUUCUGGGAAACCCUUAGGGGGACGAAGCGGCCGUGCUGGCUCGCCAAGGACCCGGCAAGCAAAGGAGGAGACCCCCAAAGUCCCAAAACCGAGGCUCCGCAGGGAAGACGCUCCCUUCCAGUGCGUGACAUGCAAGAAGAACUUUUCGCAGAAAGGCAACCUGGCGGCACAUCGUCGGAGUCACCGGGAGCGGGAGUCCCUCAGCUGAAGACAAGCUGAGAGGGUUGAGCAGGGGCUGAGCAAUCGGAGCGGUAGCGGGCAGCAGGCUUGAGAAAGGGACCAAGAGCAGGCGGCCAAGGAGAAAGUGCAGCCCCCUCCCCAUCCCGGAUCCGGUCGUUCGAGGGACAUACUGGAAAAUAUUUUUUUACGUUCUCCAUCAAGUCCCUUUUCACGUCUCGGGACCGCGAACUGACAAAAAACUACAAGACACAGGGUGCUUUCCAUAUUUCUGCAUUUUUGUACCUCCUUUCUUUUCUUUUUUCUUUUUCAGCCAUUUAUCGAUUGAGUCUCACAUCCUCCUUUCCACAUUUUGCAUUCCAUUUUUGUCCCUUUCUGACGGAAAACCAGCUCAUUUCUCCGAAGAACGCCGACCGUAGCCGAAUUAGACCACCAGCCUGGCGAUAGGGAGCAAGGUCCGAGCUGUGCCAAAGAGCCCGGGGGAGGGUGGAGGUUUGGGAUAGCCGUUGGAUCACCCGAGGCAUGUGCCGUGAACAGAGGAUCAUGAGUCUCCUCGGAAGCAGUUCCUUUGUCAUUCCCUGUGGAAUUGAACCCAAGACGUACAGCGUGGCGUGGCGGGGACCGUAGAAGUACUUCCGUUGACAACUACGUCAUGGAACUAGCUGGAACAUGCGGGCAUCUUUGGUGCGAGAAUCCACCAAGGAAUGGAGGAACCAGCCAGAGAUCUGUGCCCCACAGAAAGUUCCUCACUGCUCCCUUUGUCGCUCCGGCAAAGAGAGGUCGCUUGGAAGAUCAGAGUCUGUGAAGACCGUGGAGAAGCGGGAAGGAAAACUCAGAAUUUGGAGGGGCUGUGUUCCCAAAGACCCCCCCCCCCCAAUCCCCUUCUCCUGCAAGUUCUGCCUGUGGAGAAAACUCCUUCCUGCUCUGCCUCCCUUCACUGUGCAGUUGGGCCUCAGCUUUUGCUGCUGUGCCUCGGCGCGUCCCCGCUGCUCAGCGGGUUUUGCCACUCCUGUCGACUGUUACCAUGUUCAGCCUGUUUUAGAAGCUUUCAAGCACUCCUGGAUGAGCUGGACCUGUUGAGCUACAGCAGAGGAGCUGCCUUGCCAAGGGGGUCUGUCUGGGGUGCGAGACUGCAGUAUACGAAGGUCUCCAAGUGGAGGGGUGAGAAAAGGGGGUCUCGGAGUGGGGCGGUGCAGGACAAAGGCUGACUGUGCUCUCUCCUUUGUGUUCUCUCUUUUCCUUUCUUCCCUCCCUCCUUUCUCUUCUUUCACCCUCUUUUUCUGUUUUGUU
Molecule: messenger RNA, 3977 nt
Organism: Thamnophis sirtalis
Lineage: Eukaryota; Metazoa; Chordata; Lepidosauria; Squamata; Natricidae
Source: RefSeq, a predicted model, not a curated record